UUGGUAUCACACUGACUUCUUACAACAGACUCCUAAAGGUCUGCCUGUAAGUGUUGAACUAAAAGAAGAUUCAUUUUCUCCGCACCAAAUCUUGAAUCUUCUCAGCUUAAACAUGCGAGAGUGCAUCUCCGUCCACGUGGGUCAGGCUGGAGUCCAGAUUGGCAAUGCCUGCUGGGAGCUCUACUGCCUGGAGCAUGGGAUCCAGCCAGACGGACAGAUGCCCAGUGACAAAACCAUUGGAGGAGGAGACGACUCCUUCAACACCUUCUUCAGUGAGACUGGGGCUGGAAAGCAUGUCCCCAGGGCUGUGUUUGUGGACCUGGAGCCCACAGUUAUUGAUGAGGUGCGAACUGGGACCUAUCGCCAGUUAUUCCAUCCUGAACAGCUCAUCACUGGCAAAGAGGAUGCUGCCAACAACUACGCUCGUGGACACUACACUAUUGGCAAAGAGAUCAUCGACCUGGUGCUGGACAGGAUCCGCAAACUGGCUGACCAGUGCACAGGCCUUCAAGGCUUCCUGGUUUUCCACAGCUUUGGAGGUGGGACCGGCUCUGGUUUCACCUCCCUGCUGAUGGAGCGCCUGUCUGUUGACUACGGCAAGAAGUCUAAGCUGGAGUUCUCCAUCUACCCAGCUCCCCAGGUGUCCACAGCUGUGGUGGAGCCCUACAACUCCAUCCUGACCACCCACACCACCCUAGAGCACUCUGACUGUGCCUUCAUGGUGGAUAAUGAGGCUAUCUAUGACAUCUGCCGUAGGAACCUCGACAUUGAGCGUCCUACUUACACCAACCUCAACAGGCUCAUUAGCCAGAUCGUUUCCUCCAUCACUGCUUCCCUUCGAUUUGAUGGUGCCCUUAAUGUUGAUCUGACAGAGUUCCAGACCAACUUGGUGCCCUACCCCCGUAUCCAUUUCCCUCUGGCCACCUAUGCCCCAGUUAUUUCUGCAGAGAAGGCUUACCAUGAGCAGUUAACUGUCUCUGAGAUCACCAAUGCCUGCUUUGAACCAGCCAACCAGAUGGUGAAAUGUGACCCUCGUCACGGCAAGUACAUGUCAUGCUGCCUUCUAUACCGUGGUGACGUGGUGCCCAAAGAUGUCAAUGCUGCCAUUGCCACCAUCAAGACUAAACGUUCCAUUCAGUUUGUUGACUGGUGUCCAACUGGUUUCAAGAUUGGCAUCAACUAUCAGCCUCCCACUGUGGUCCCUGGAGGAGACCUGGCCAAAGUCCAGAGGGCUGUGUGCAUGCUGAGCAACACCACUGCUGUGGCAGAGGCCUGGGCUCGGCUUGACCACAAGUUUGACCUGAUGUACGCCAAACGUGCCUUUGUGCACUGGUAUGUGGGUGAGGGUAUGGAGGAGGGAGAGUUUGCUGAGGCCAGAGAGGACAUGGCAGCCCUGGAGAAGGAUUAUGAAGAGGUGGGACGUGACAGCGGUGAAGGAGAUGAGGACGGGGAAGAGUAUUAGAAAUGGCUGUCUUUCAAACUCUUUAUCACCCUCUUCUUUCAUUUCUCUUUUCCAUAUAUCCACCUUUAUCCGUUCAUUCUCCCUUUUCAUAGAUCCACAUUUUCUAUUAUUUCCAUCCACUACACUCCUAACCUCAGUCAAAAAGCACUUUAAUUUUGACAAGAAAUGUACAUUGUAUGGAAAACUACAUGUUUACUUGUUGUAAUUUUCAGGUUCCCCUUUAGAGGUGUUCAUACCAUUAGUUUAUAAUCCUCUCCCUUGUGUGUAUUCUUAUAUAGGUGGCUUAGACAAAUUCAUUGGUUUCUAGGAACACUGUUAACAGUCACAAAAUUUCAAAUAAUGUUUAUCAGUGGAGGCUGCUGAGGGGAGGACAGCUCAUAAUAAUGGAUGGAAUGGUGUCAACCACAUGGAAACCACGUGCUUGACACCAUUCCAGACAUUAUUAUGAGCUUUCCUCCCUCAGCGCUGCUGUCCAUUAUGGAUUCAUAAUAAUCUAGAAAUGAGUUGUUUUAACUACUAACUUAAAGAAUUUAAAGUUUAAAUCAUUUCAGUAUUGAACUUUGUCAUGAGACCUUUUCUUUAAAAGAGUGGUGCUUGUGUUUGUUAGUUUGCUUUGCUACCUAACCACUUUCAUGUCUAGAGGGCAGUGUUGUGCAAUAAAUACAUGUCCAUUUCCUUCUGUGAACAUGAACGGGCAACAAUUCCCAAUACAUACCUCAACAGAUCAAUACUUUCCUGAACGCUACAAAAUACCAUGAAGGUAGUAUUAAAACAACACACUCAGAAAAUCACAGCCAUAAAUGCAUAGAGGGUAGACCUAGACUCUGCAUUUUCUCACCCUCAGGAUGCAAACAAAUAAUACAUGCAGAAUAUUACAUUCUAUGUUAUCUACAUUCAUUGUGAAUUGGAGAUGUGAACUGUGAAAUGUACUCUCCAAUUUACCAAUGUGAAAGCCAGCUAGGCCUGAGAAGAGCCCAGUCCCAGUUCACAGCCCUGAUCUAAAAUAGGUCCUGGUAUUCAUACCCUGCCCUGUCAUGGGGGAGAUCUGUCAAGCUGUGGGACAGGACAGGUGGGGUUUAAAAAUACUGUUCCCAAUGUGUCUAGAUUGGACCUAAACAGGACGACUGCAGAUGCAAAACAUGCUAUAGGCUCGUUUACAAUUAUAUUGUUGUUACCUGCCUAGCAACCUCUUCAAGAGGUUUGAACCUUGUGGCAUAACAGUUAAGGUGUUGGCUUGACAGUUGCUUGGACCUGUGUCCAGGUCCCGGUCAAAGCUAUCCCCCGAUUUUGAUAAAAUAGACAUAUAUGAGCAAGGGGCUUCACGUGGGUCUGAUGUCAUGAGACCAGAAGGAUGAAAACAACAAUAUAUACUGUAGAUCAUUAGUCAUGUGCAAGUAUGUGCCCCGUGAAGAAAAUAACAUAUAGAGUGCAAACGGAAAGUAUUCAGAUCCCUUGUCUUUUUCCACAUUUUGUUAUGUUACAGCCUUAUUCUAAAAUGGAUUAAGUCCUGAAUGUAUUGAAAAUGAAGGUUUUCAUAAAGGAUCUCUCUGUACUUUGCUGCUUUCAUCUUUCCCUCGAUCCUGGCUAGUCUCCCAGUCCCUGCAGCUGAAAAACAUCCCCACAGCAUGAUGCUGCAACCACCAUGAUUCACAGUAGGAAUGGUCCCAGGUUUCCUCCAGACGUGAUGCUUGGCAUUCAGGCCAAAUAGUUCAAUCUUGGUUUCAUCUGACUAGAGAAUUUGUUUCUCAUGGACUGAGAGUCCUUUAGCGGGCUGUCAUGUGCCUUUUACUGAGGAGUUUCUUCCGUCUGGCCACUCUACCAUAAAGACCUGAUUGGUGGAAUGCUACAGAGAUGGUUGUCCUUCUGGAAGGUUAUUCCAUCUCUACAGAGUAACUCUGAAGCUCUGUCAGAGUGACCAUCAGGUUCUUGGUCACCUCCCUGACCAAGGCCCUUCUCCCCCGAUUGCUCAGUUUGGAAGAGGAUGAGUCUUGGGGGCUCCGCAUUUCUUCCAUUUAAGAAUGAUGGAUGCCACUGUGUUCUUGGGACCUUCAAUGCUGCACAAAUGUGUUGGUACCCUUCCCCAGAUCUGUGCCUCGACACAAUCCUGUGUCGGAGUUCUACAGACAAUUCCGUCAACCUCAUAGCUUGGUUUUUGCUCUGACAUGCACAAUCAACUGUGGGACCACAUAUAGACAGGCGUGUACAUUUCCAAAUCAUGUCCAAUCAAUUGAAUUUACCAAAGGUAGACUCCAAUCAAGUUGUAGAAACAUCUCAAGGAUGAUCAAUGGAAACAGGAUGCACCUGAGUUCAAUUUCGAGUCUCAUAGCAAAGGGUCUGAAUACUUAUGUAGAUAAGGUAAUCUCUAUAGACAAACACUGACGGUAGAAUGGCCUAUACUGAAACGCUCAGUGACUUUCAUUGUGGCACUGUCAUAUGAUGU
This is a messenger RNA of Oncorhynchus nerka (sockeye salmon), 3902 nucleotides long. RefSeq names its product tubulin alpha-1C chain. The transcript is spliced from 4 exons. The coding region runs from base 113 to 1462 and encodes 449 amino acids. The record is from RefSeq and is a predicted model, not a curated record. Gene Ontology annotation, cellular component: cytoplasm; microtubule. NCBI's taxonomy places the organism in Eukaryota, Metazoa, Chordata, Actinopteri, Salmoniformes, Salmonidae. Gene Ontology annotation, molecular function: GTP binding; structural constituent of cytoskeleton. Gene Ontology annotation, biological process: microtubule cytoskeleton organization; mitotic cell cycle.